AGGCAGGUGGGGAUGGUUUGGCGGGACGCCUUACGAUAUAUAAUCAAGAGAUGCAUGAAGCAGUUGAAGCACGGCUUUUCCCAGGUUCGAGAUGUCCUCCUCUAACGAAGGCAAAGUCGUUCAUGAAUCGGUUGCUCAGGUCGAGCAUACCCACCACCAUGGUCAUCGUACCCGUGAGCUCGAUGCAAAAAGCAAAGUAGUAGCGAAUACCAAUGCUAAACUUACAAACCCUUUGCGUGGUAUCCCAUACAAUCAAUUGAUGACGGAUGUUGAAAUAUUUGCGCAAGAGAGAGGUCUCGAAGACAUCAUUGAUGAACUUAAAAAGGGCGCUCUUGUCGCACAAGACCCAGCUGCUUUAGAACGUCAUGAUGUGUUUACCGAGGAGGAUAAACGGGUGCUGCGCAUGGAGGUGACUCAUAAGUGGCAACAGACAAGAACAUUAUACUAUAUGGUAUUCAUGAGUUCUAUGGCGGCGGCUGUUCAGGGAAUGGACCAGGCCGUCAUCAAUGGUGCCCAGAUCAUCUACCCGACGCAGUUUGGGAUUGGGGAUACUAAUAGCCAGCGUGAUUCUUGGCUAGUUGGUCUUGUCAACUCUGCUCCAUAUCUUUGUUGUGCUGUCGUUGGCUGUUGGCUCACCGACCCUUUGAAUCGGUGGCUGGGACGGAAAAAGACCAUUUUUAUCACUUGUAUGAUCAGUUUCCUUACAUGUAUCUGGAGUGCCCUUACCAAUACAUGGUGGCAUCUCUUCAUCGCUCGCUUUUUCUUAGGAUUUGGUAUCGGACCAAAAUCCGCCACUGUUCCCGUUUAUGCAGCUGAAUGCUCCCCAGCCGCCAUUCGAGGCGCACUUGUCAUGAUGUGGCAAAUGUGGACUGCGUUUGGUAUCAUGUUUGGUGAUCUCCUCGAUGUAGCAUUUUAUUUCGUUCCUGACAAACCCAACAUAACUGGACUCAAUUGGAGAUUGAUGUUGGGUUCUGCAGGAUUCCCUGGUCUUGUUGUUUGCUUGCAAGUUAUGUUCGCCCCGGAGUCCCCUCGAUGGCUUAUUUCCAAAAGCCGAUACCACGAUGCUUACAAGGAACUUUGUCGACUUCGACUCACAACGGUGCAGGCCGCCAGAGAUCUGUACUAUAUCCAUGUUCUCCUUGAGGCCGAGAAUGAGAUGAAGGAAGGCAGGAACCGAUUUGUUGAGAUGUUUACCGUUCCAAGGAAUAGGAAUGCAGCCCUGGCAAGUUGGAUUGUCAUGUUUGGGCAGCAAUUUUGUGGUGUUAACGUCAUUGCAUACUACUCGUCGAAUGUUUUUGUUUCCUCCGGAUUUACCCAGGUCUCUGCGCUUUUAGCUUCCUUCGGAUUCGGUUUAAUCAACUGGGUUUUCGCGUUUCCUGCUGUGCUCACUAUUGACACGUUUGGACGUCGUAACCUUCUGUUGUUCACGUUCCCUUGUAUGGCCAUUUGCCUUUUGAUCACAGGUUUUUCGUUCUGGAGUACAUCCGAGAAAGGCAAACUAGCUGGAGUGUCCCUUGGCAUAUACCUGUUCGGCGUAUUCUACUCCCCAGGCGAAGGACCCGUGCCUUUCACAUACUCUGCAGAGGCCUUCCCUUUAUAUAUACGCGAGAUUGGGAUGUCAUUUGCGACGGCAACUACAUGGUUCUUCGACUUUAUCUUGUCAAUAACGUGGCCUUCGUUGGUCCUGGCUUUUAAGCCUCAAGGUGCCUUUGGUUUCUAUGCCGCAUGGUGCUGUGUUCUAUGGGUGCUUAUCUUACUCUUCGUUCGUGAGACGAAGGGAAGAACGCUCGAAGAAUUGGACCAAAUCUUUGCUGUUCCCGCCCAUGUGCAUGCUGCGUAUGGACUCAGACAGAUUCCGUAUGGCGUUAAGAAAUGGGUAUUGUGGCAAAAUGUUAAGCCUGAGAGCCUUUAUGAUUUCGAAAGCGAGGACUCGAGCGUGGUUGACGAGAAGGGACAAAGAGAGUUGAGAGAGGAUGUAGAAAAGGCGAGUUGAUAGCCUUGAAUUUUGAUUGUCAUAUCACCGCUUUCUCUCUCCACGAGUCUACGGAUACAUGUAUUUUAUUUCAGCCCUUCUCUUUCAAAAUGUCUGUAGUGUUGCUGCUCUAAUGUUUAUCGGGGCUUGCAUACAUGAAUUCUAUCCAUUGACA
This is a messenger RNA of Serpula lacrymans var. lacrymans S7.9, 2147 nucleotides long. RefSeq lists its product as uncharacterized. The record is from RefSeq and is a predicted model, not a curated record. NCBI's taxonomy places the organism in Eukaryota, Fungi, Basidiomycota, Agaricomycetes, Boletales, Serpulaceae. Gene Ontology annotation, biological process: transmembrane transport. Gene Ontology annotation, cellular component: membrane. The transcript has 13 exons. Bases 92 to 1993 code for a protein of 633 amino acids. Gene Ontology annotation, molecular function: myo-inositol:proton symporter activity.